Messenger RNA from Mycena citricolor, 1660 nucleotides. Lineage: Eukaryota; Fungi; Basidiomycota; Agaricomycetes; Agaricales; Mycenaceae. The record is from the annotation of a GenBank genome assembly.
UGCACAUGCGCAGUUCCGAAACUGGCACCAACGAAGUAUAAGUCUCAAGUUGAUUUUCUCUCGCUGUGAUCCUCUCCGGUCAGAUGGCCCGCACUAAAUCCCACCUUCGGUCCCGUGUUUGCAUUUGCCACAUCCACUGGGUGCCUGCGAGUUGGAACUUGGAAGGGGAGUGGCUGUCCGCUUCCGUAAGCCAAGGGAAAGAACCGGUUCUGCCUGGUUCUGCCCAUGAUCCUGACCCACGUCAUCCGGCUAAGCACAUGCAAUUGGCCCCGCGUUUUGCCCGCAAGCUCGUGAAUGUCCAUACGAUCGGCGCCUUCGAAUUUCUCGCCACUCCUCCCGUGACCCCACGCAACGCCGACUCGGUACCGGCUGCCGGUGGAGGACCCAUCUGAGGACCGGGGGCCGUCUCCUAUAUACUGCUCACGUCCGCACGGGUGCCCGAGUUUCCGAACGCCGCCGCGAGUGAGCAGGCUGCACGCAGGCAGAGGGAGCGAUCGACACGGAGUUUGGCUUUCGAUCAGCGAUGGACUCUCCGGGGAUACCUCCAUUGCUCACGCCGCAGCAGGCCGAGCAGCUUCUGCUGCUCAUCAACGACGCGCAGUUAACGAAUUACCUGGCUGUCGCUGCUUUCGUCUUGUUAAUCAUCGAGCAUAUUGCUACCUUUCGAGAAGAAUGCGACUUCGUCUGGCGGGCGCCCUGCAAUCUGUCGAUCCGCUAUUUCAGCCUCGUCGCUGUAACGGUUGAAAUGUACACACUGCUCGCUGUACACACCAAGGAUAAAACGUAAGCGGCGCGUGGUAUGGGUUCUUUGUCUGAUGGGCGUUGGAAUCAGAUGCCAGGCUCUCUUGUAUGCUCAAUUCGCAGGCUCCUCGGUGAUUGUGGUUACGUCGGAUUGCAUCCUAGCUUUACGGGUGUGGAUUCUGUAUCGCCGAUCCCGGACCUUGCUAUAUUUCUUUUCAUUUCUGAUGCUCGCGGAAACCACUGUCUUUAUCUACACGGGAUAUCACACAGUCGAGCCACUAACAGAAUUCAUCCACCUUGGACCUCUACUACCUGGAUGUUACUCGCCAGCCAACCACCGGAUCCUGACAUACUACGCAUUGCCUGAGCUAGUUCUGUCGAUUAUGAUGUUCGCGAUGACGCUGUACAAGUGCCGCGCUUCGUCACUCACCCUGAGGGAUGUGGGCAUCGGGCGCACGCCGAUCGUCGCCAUCUUCUUGCGCGACGGGCUGUUCUGGUUUCUUGCCGUAUUGGCUCUUGCGGUCACGAAGCUGAUUCUGUGGCAUGGCGGACGGCCGACGCUGGUAGAAGCUCCUAUCGUGCCCGCCACCGCACUGGUCUCUGUGAUUGGCGCUCGCGUGUUGCUGAACAUCAAGAGCCUGGCUGCUCCGCUCAACCACCGCAGCCUGUACAGCACCUCCUCGGCUUCGGCUCCUGCCGACAGCGCAGCAAGAGUGACGUUCUCAGGGGGACCGCGGUCGCAGAUCCGAACGCACGGGACUUGGCGCGAUGUUGCCGAGGAGGAUAGCAGUCACCCGUGGGUCGUUAACAAGAGCUGGAAGUGAUGGGCGCAGCACGCUGCACCCCAUCCGUGGCUGUAUUUUUGAACUGGAUACCCGCGCCUUAUGUAAUGAAUCUAUUUCUCCGAAAAUACUCCGGU